Molecule: messenger RNA, 11791 nt
Organism: Oncorhynchus kisutch (coho salmon)
Lineage: Eukaryota; Metazoa; Chordata; Actinopteri; Salmoniformes; Salmonidae
Product: adenylate cyclase 9
Exons: 12
Coding region: 2306-6901 (1531 amino acids)
Biological process (GO): cyclic nucleotide biosynthetic process; intracellular signal transduction; adenylate cyclase-activating G protein-coupled receptor signaling pathway
Cellular component (GO): plasma membrane
Molecular function (GO): adenylate cyclase activity
Source: RefSeq, a predicted model, not a curated record
CAUACCCCCCUCUGCUGUAUUUUCAGACUGGAGCUACUGAAGCUCGAUGCUCAUACCACCGAGUCGCUCCGCUUUGGACACCCACCCUUCUCCACCGCACCGCCGCCUCAGCUGGCGGAGAAUAUCCGUCUGGGUAUAGGAAGAUGGUGGGAGUGACGGGAGCUGCCUUGUCUUCCCCUGGAUAAAUCGGGAAAACACAUAAAAACGUGUUUUUAUUAGCCUACUUAGGCUACCCGGACCCGGGCAAUAGGGAGGUAACCUUAACCGUCACCGAACCUUUCGAACGGAAGAGGACGCGAACGCAACAAGGAGUGGACUCGCUCGGGCUAUGCUUCUUCUGGGCACAUGCAGGCAGCAUAAUCUCGAGCUAUCCAGACUUGAGGAAUUUAUGGAACAGACAGCCAGCACAUUUCGCGAACUAUGUCUUAUUCGUUGGUAAUUGAAUAAAGGGAAGCAGGAUCAAGGAUAUAUUGUUUCUUCCUCAUGGGAAUUCGGUAUUCCUUUGGGGAAAGCAAAGAGGAGGAAAUUCACAGAAUCUCUCCAUGCACUCCAUAGUUAUUCUCUACUCCACGCGUUUACAGUCCUAUGACGAAGGAACCACGGCCUGGGAAAAAGUUUCUAGGCUUUGGAUACAGAAGGGAGCACAGUAGUGACGUUUCUGGAUACGUUUUUGCUUCAAUUUUAAACUGCAGUUUUUGUUUUUAAAAGCCUGUCCUGUUCAUUGGAUAGGCCUAUCCUAUGGAAAAUGUGAAUAUUCGAUAGGAAUAUUUAGUAGACAUAACUUGACAGUUUUGUAUUUCAGUCUAUAUAUUUAAUAGACUAUUCAUACAAGGGUGGGUGUUUCUCAUAGCUUUCUGUUUUGCCAACUCUUACCAACAAGUUUGUUCAAGACUCCAGCCUAGUAAAAGGAGUUGGCUUAUAUCAGCUCAGCUGUCAUAUUUUGGGUACUUAUCUCUCGAUUUAAAAUCGCUUUUCAAGGUCUCAUAAUUACUGUAUCUGUACAGUCCCUGUCGUCUUGGAAGUGGGGAUAUUACCGAUGUAGAGAUCCGUAGAGGGAGGUCAGGAAAGGACGGGGCUGGAGCUUGGGAAUAGGCCCGGCUGUGGAAGAACUACAGACUGGGUAUGGGGGGACAGCUAGACCGCUAAACGGACGCUGCCUGCCUGGCUGCUGGUUUUGGGUGGUCGUGAACCAACCGACCCACCCACCUACCCGACCCGACAGCCAAAGUCUAACUCUUCAGCUUGGCUAGUUUAACACGAAAGUAUUCACCCACACUAGGGCUUUGAAAUAGUCCGAAAGGGAAAGGAGGACAUGCUAUGAAUGUUAGCCUAUUAUUUUCAACUGUUGACUCAUGUAACUAAAACGGAAAGAGGAUAACGCUUGUUUUUUUUCCAAGGGAAAGGAACUUUAAAGUGACUUGUUUUGGAGCGGGUGCUCCGAUAAGAUAAGAAGGGACCGAAGCUGUAACUUAGUCGCAAUUUUCUAGCCAUGUGUAGCUUGUUAUUGGAAUGAGUGGGACAACAAUCUACUGUGUAUAGCCUACAACUCCUAAACAAGACACACACACAAUAUGGGUCGUUUUGGACUUGGAAACAUUAUAUAAAUAAUGUUCUCUUUUCGGAUUGUGUGUGUAUUAAAAUGUAAUAAUAACAUGGGGACAUUAUUUUGAUCAUCAGUGAAGAAGACACGUGAGGACUUCUUGAGAGCGAGGCUCGAGCUGUCACUGGCGGCUGUCAAAACACUGCGCGUGGUGUGGAAUAAAAAGUGAAUAUUUGAACAACUGAUCCCAGAUUGGCUUUUUAAACCUGAUUAAAAAACGUAAUGUGAUAAAAAAACGUAAUAUAUGGGAAGGAUGUAUAAAGAAGGGGAGAGGAAAGACGAAAGGACUUUCAAUUAUUUCAACUGCCAGAUGAGAGCGAGCAGAGCAGCACACGAGUACAAAGUGGACAGCGAGGGCUUCCAAAGGCAAGGGACGAAUUAAUGGAAUGUGAGUGCUGACGUAAUACAGAGGUCGGGAUAAUGAACUACUCAAGAGCCUGGAACGGUCCUUUUUAUAUGAGUGAGUAGGCCUAGUUGGCUACAUUCGUGCGUAGCCUAGUAGAAAUACGUAUUUUCUGUACACACGAUAUAUCAAGUCGUGAUUACAACCAUCACCUUUCUUGCCUCUCUUUUUUGCUCACUCUCCUGCCUAGUCUUCCUCUGCCAGAUGUUUCACUUAGUACUGUUACCGCAUUGCCCGCGCACCGUCCGCCAUCAUUGAUCAGAUAUUAGUAUUUCCCCCUUCACGUCACUCCAGCCAUCAUAAUGGCCUUGCAGCCGCUGCAACACCGGCAGCAGCAGCUUCUCCCACAUGCCACGGAGGUUAGCUGCGCCUCAAGCAGUGACGGCGCCGUGACUGUGCGGAUUAUCGACAACACUAAGCACACACAGCACGCGCCAUCGCCACAGCAUCGACAAUAUCAUGACUCUCCCCCAACCCCAACCCCAACGACAAGGGACAGCAAUACCAGAGGAGGAGGGAGUGGAGUAGGUGGGUCUACCACUACCGCCAAAGGAGAUCCCUCCAAACCCUGCACCAAAUACAGCAUCUCCUCCAGCUGUAGUUCAGGGGAGUCGGGAGUUCGGAGGGCUGUUAUGAAUAAGUUACACAGCCAGCAGAAGACUCUGCCCCAGUUGUUUGAGAGGUCCGCUGCCCAGUGGUGGGACCCCAAGUUUGAUUCGCCGAUACUCGAAGAGGCGUGCCGCGAGAGGUGCUUCCCGCAGACUCAACGGCGCUUCCGCUAUGUUCUGUCAUACAUGGCCUCUGCCUCGCUCCUUUGGGGCGUGUAUUUCGGGGUCAACCACGACCGCUGUGACCCGGCGACCUUCCUCGCCCCGACCGCCUCCUUCCUCCUUUUCCUGCUCAUCCUCUUCCUCUUUACCUUGACAAGGCCCUAUGCUCACCUGUACAACCAGGCCUCGCUGCUCCUCAUUGUGACCACAUUCGCCAUCACUCUGGCUCCUCAGAUCCAGACAGGAGGCUUUGUCUACCUGGAGAGAACCAGGGAUGGCAACCGGACAUUCCCUCGCACCCCAGGCGGAGUGGGCCCUACUCGGGCUCCCUGCAUCUCCCCAGUGGGCACCUUCUCUCUGUGUAUGGAGGUCCUGCUACUACUCUACAGUGUUCUCCAUGUGAGGCUAUAUGCUUCAGUUUUACUGGGGCUCCUGUAUUCAGUACUAUUUGAAGCCUUAGAGUGGCUGCCCCUGCUCCAGGGGAGAGAUGGCAGUGGAGGAAAUUAUGGGGGGAAUAGGUGGGGCGAGGCUGGGGUUGGAGGUGCAGAAGGGUCCCUAGGUUCUGGAUCUAGUCCUGGAGGUCUUGGUUCUUCUAGCUUGGAAUGGGAAACCCUCCGCUGGCUGUGCCCGGCUAAGGCUCUCCUCCACCUGUGUGCCCACGCCAUCGGCAUCCACCUCUUCAUCAUGUCCGAGGUGCGAUCCCGCUCCACCUUCCUCAAGGUGGGCCAGGCCAUCAUGCACGGCAAGGACCUGGAGGUGGAGAAAGCAUUGAAGGAACGCAUGAUCCACUCUGUCAUGCCGAGGAGGGUCGCCGAUGAACUGAUGAAGCAGGGGGACGAGGAGAUGGAGGGGAACGCAGGGAAGAGAUACUCUGCCGGGGCUUGUUCGGCUGUGUCCACGGUCGGAGGUCCUGGGGGGGCUUCUUCAAUCGCGGCGAGCCCUAAGAACCAUCCCCAUCAUCAUAGUCAUCUUAAGAGGAAGAAGACUUCGAUCCCCAGAGGCCAGAUCAUCUUCAGGCCAUUCAACAUGAAGCGCAUGGAGCCUGUUUCUAUCCUCUUUGCGGAUAUCGUCGGCUUCACCAAAAUGUCUGCCAACAAGUCCGCCCACGCCUUGGUGGGGCUCCUCAAUGACCUCUUCGGCCGUUUCGACCGGCUGUGUGAGCUGACGCGCUGUGAGAAGAUCAGUACACUGGGAGACUGUUACUACUGCGUGGCGGGAUGUCCCGAGCCACGCCCUGACCAUGCGUACUGCUGUGUCGAGAUGGGACUAGGUAUGAUCGUGGCCAUUGAGCAGUUCUGCCAGGAGACGUGUGAGACGGUGGACAUGAGGGUGGGGGUCCACACCGGCACGGUCCUCUGUGGGAUCCUGGGGAUGAAGCGGUUCAAGUUCGACGUGUGGUCCAACGACGUCAACCUGGCCAACCUCAUGGAACAAUUGGGCGUCGCCGGGAAGGUUCACCUAUCAGAGGCCACCGCCGGGUUUCUGGAUGAUCGGUACCAGCAGGAGGACGGGCGGGUGUUGGAGAGGGCGACGCAGGGCCUGAUGGAGAAACUGAAGGGGAUGAAGACCUACCUGAUCUCAGGGAGGAAGUUAGAGCAUGCUCAGUGUGGUUGCUCUCAGGACAUCCUGACCCCGUGCCCUCGCCCCCACACCUCUGCCCUCAUGCCUGGGGGGGCUGCUUCCCUCUGUGUGUCCUGCACUGUGAAUGGGGAGCAGACAGAGGAGGGGGCCGGACUCAAUGGAUGCCAGGAUGAACAUAAGACUAACAGCGCCAAGUUUACUCCAGGCUGCAGCCCCAGGGCUCUGAAUGGUAUUCUCAGUCCUCCACUGGAGGACUCGGUGAUGGCCAGCCAGAGCUCUCUAUGUGACAUGCUCCAGGAGAAAGAAAAGAAGACCAGUACGGGCACAGGGACGGGUACCAGCCUGGGUAUGGGGGGUCCAGGAGGGGCGGGACCGGGGGGCACAGGCAUGGACCACUCCGCCCUCAUCCCGCUACGCUCCAAGAACUUCAGGGAGAAGAGUGACGUCCAUUUUGUUGAUGUCAUCAAGGAGGACAGUCUGAUGAAGGACUACUUCUUCAAGCCUCCCAUCAACAAGCUGAGCCUCAACUUCCUGGAGAGACCUCUGGAGACAGCCUACCGCAUCAGCUACCAGGAGGAGGUGGAGACCCAGGCCCCGGUGCAGACCUUCGCCAGCCCUACCUUCAGCUCCUUCCUGGAUGUUCUCCUAUCCUGCUCUGUGUUCCUCGCCCUCACCUUGGCCUGCUUCCUGGUUCCCAUGGUCACUAUGGAGACACCUCCGGCAACCGUCCUGGGAUUGGCUACCGCUGCUGGUCUGUUAGAGCUGGUCUCCCUGGUGCUGUCCAUACGUAUGACGUUCUACCUGGACAACGUGUUGAGCUGUACCCAGACCUUGCUGAGGGUGGUGUCAGGCUGGAUCCCCCGUCAUGUGAUCGGGGCCGUGCUGGUCUCACUUCCUGCCGUGUCCGUGUUCUCACACCUCGCCUGCAGCCUCCACCUGCCCAUCCAGGUAACCAUGUUCCUGUGCUGUGCAGUGACCAUAGCCAUCAUCCAGUACUGUAACUUCUGCCAGCUGAGUUUCUGGAUGAGAUCUGCCCUGGCCACAGCUGUUGGUGUGGCUCUACUAGUGCUGCUCCACAGCCCCCUCAACAGGACAGGCUCCAGUAAUGACAGUUCUCCAGCGAUGGGUAACCUCACCAAUGAGACAUGGUCCACUCCAGAACCACGUCCAGAUGCCAUGGACCCCGUGAGACCCCUAGACCUACUGGUCCCAGAAGCAGUACUCACCUACUUCCUCCUCCUCCUAUUGGUCUGGUUCCUGAACCACGAGUUUGAGGUCAGCUACCGUCUCCAUUACCACGGCAACAUAGAGGCCGACAAGCACCGCGUCAAGAUCCAGAACAUGCGGGACCAGGCCGACUGGUUGCUAGGCAACAUCAUCCCAAUCCACGUCGCCGAGCAGCUCAAGGUGACCCAGUCGUACUCCAAAAAUCACGACAACGCCGGGGUUAUCUUUGCGAGUAUUGUGAAUUUUUCUGAAUUCUACGAGGAAAGUUACGAAGGCGGGAAGGAGUGUUACCGAGUGCUCAAUGAGCUCAUCGGCGACUUCGAUGAGUUGCUACGGAAACCGGACUUCGCCAACGUGGAGAAGAUCAAGACGAUCGGCGCCACGUACAUGGCGGCGUCCGGGCUGAACCCUCAACAGUGCAUUGACGACUCCCACCCAAACUCUAACCACCUGAGGGCGCUGUUUGACUUCGCCCUUGAGAUGAUGGGUGUUUUGGACGACUUCAAUAAAAACAUGCUAGGCUUUGGGUUUAAGCUCCGUAUCGGGUUCAACCAUGGUCCCCUGACGGCGGGGGUGAUCGGCACUACCAAGUUGCUCUACGACAUCUGGGGAGACACAGUGAAUAUUGCGAGUCGCAUGGACUCUACAGGGGUGGAGUGUCGGGUACAGGUGAGUGAGGAGAGCCACUCGGCGCUCAGUGGAAUGGGCUUAGAGUUUGACUACCGCGGUACCGUCAACGUCAAGGGCAAAGGUCAAAUGAGGACCUUCCUGUAUCCCAGGAGCGCUGAAAGAGGUGGGCAGCUAUUGGCUGAGCCUUGGCUACAGCCACAUCAAUUAGUUGCUGUUUUGCCCCCGGUGAAACCUGUCCAAUCACAGGCAACCGUUGGACCCGUGGGGGAAGGGGACGCCGUUAAUACGACCAAGUCUGAUGCAAGUGCCAAUGCGCCAGCCCCUCCUCCUUUAUCCUCUUCUUACACUCCUCCCACAUCCUCCUCUUCCUCCACAUUCACCCCCCAAGCCUCUUCCAUAGGACCUCCUGUAGCUCCUUCAGGACUAGGGCCAGAGCCAGGCCCGGCCAAGCCCUGCGGGGUGAGGGCAGAUCGGGCAGAGGGGUACAGGGACGCUCCUCCAAUCCCACCAGGAAUCCCCCAAACUGGGGCUGGCCACCCCGCUGCUACGGGCACGGACCCUCACCCCCUUACCCUGGACCUAGACCCGGAGCUAGUACCCUGUACCUUGGCACAGCCUGAGGAAGAGGAGGAGGAGGAAGCGAAUGAGCUGACAAAGCUCAAUAAGGAGGAUUUCAUGUCACGCCUUUGAUCCAUCAAGUGCUGAUCUAGGAUCAGCUCCCCCUUAUCCAUAUAAUCCUAAUCAUUAUGAUUUUAAAGUCCAAACUGAUCCUCGAUCAGCACUCCUUUCUCUGAGCUGAGCUGAAGACAGAAGUAGCUACAGAUACAGGUUUGUAGGGAUGGGAGGAGUUUUUCCCCCCUAACUUAUCCAUUAAUCACCUUUCUGAACCAAAACAGAUGUUUUCACAUGAUGAAAUGUGACUGCAGACAGAGUGACCUUUGGACAUUGACUUGUAGUCAAGCAAUGAUGGCUCAUCACUUUUCUAUAGGAAGGGGGAGGGCUGUGUUGAGCACAGUUAUUGUGGCACAAAAUAAUGCAGGGGGAGGGAGGAGGACGAGUAGAGAAAGGGUUUUUGCUUGUUUAUUUUUCUUAUGCUUUGGUUGAUAUGUAAAGAAGUGCCUUCAGGACAAGAACCGUUAACGAACAAGAAAUGAAUAUGGAACAAAAACACAAAAAAGGUUGGAACAAUCUUUAGCAUGACUUAUUUUUUCUAUUUCAAACCUAGUCUACCGAUGAUGCUGUGGUUCUUUUACUACAAGUUGUUUUUUCAAUGCAAUUUAUUUUGUUAUUGUAUCGUUAUCGUUUGUGCCAUAUUCAGUUUUUCACUUGAUCAGUUGUAGCCUAUUCGCCUGACCGUAAAGGGAAAUAAAUGACGUGCCAGACAGUGGUGGAUCAUGGGUAAGAAGCAGGGAGUUAUGGGUAGAAUAAGGGAAUGACAAAAAGCAGUGUUAUUGGUGUUUCUGCUUUGAGACGAUGGCUUAGAGUGUUUGUGAUGUGCUACAUGGACCCAAUACUAAAGGGAAAACCAACAUAGGGAUUUAUCUUCACACUGACGCUUUUUUAUGUCCAACUUUUCAGGAAACACGUUUUUUUUUAAAAGAAACUUCCGUACAGCUUCUUUAAGUGGUCUGUGGAACAUAACUGUAAGAACCACAGAUCUCCUCACUGGGUCUCACACAACUUCUCCUAGACCUCUCCUAAAUGGAAAUGGCAAAUUGGGAUGGUAGCCCAUACCAAGCAGUCUUGACAGUAAGAAAACUGAACACAUACGUUAUAGCACUCUCAAGUAACGAUUAUACUCUAACAAGUAUACUGAAAAAGCACAAAUCUAAAAAUCGUUUAAGGGAAUCAUAGUGUUGGAAAUUAAAGGGACUAUUUGGUUAUAUCAAAAUGGGAAAGCACUUAAAAUCUUUAGGGAAAAUAUGUGUUAAAAGUAAGACAUUCACCAAAAGGAACCUGAAUUCAUUACAAACAGUUUAUUAACAUGUUAUAACACGUAUUAAUGUGUAUUGAAGUGAAAACUCAAGUUUGUAUGAAGUUCUAUCCAUUGUGUUAGUUGCCACAGAAACAAAUGAUUUUAACCGACACCAGAUUCAACCAAUGGCUAAUCACGUCUGCCUUUAGCUUUGUGUGACAUGCUGGUUGGGGUGGGACGUUUAAUCUUUUAUCCAAUCACAGCCUCUGCAUGAGGGAGGCUCUACUGUAUUAAUGUACUUAAAAUGUGCCACUUUCAUCAAGUUAUUAUUUGGGUGCAAUGCAACCUAUAUUUUUCAAAGUUUUCCUUUUCGAGUACAUUUUUUGUAGUGCCUAAAAAAUAUAUUUUUUGUUGAGUUAGUAUGAUGAUGAUAGCAAUGAUGAUGAUGAUUGUAUGUUUUAUGAAAUGAUGAAUCGCCUUGAGCAGUUCCAACUGCAACUCCUGUUUUGAGAAAAUCAACAUCUUGCUCACUUGGUUUUUUCUUUCUCUCUCUCUCUCUCUCUGACUGAUUCUCUGUGAAUUCUAUGUGAAGGGUGGUGUGCCCAAGGUCUCUUCCGUGCUCCCUCGCUUUUCUCUUUUCUCUCACCUUGCCUUUUCCCCUCUUUUCUGCUCAAGCUUUUACUUCUGAAAGGAAGUGUCUAUAGGGGAUUCAUCUGUAGCCCUGUCACUUUUGUGUCUUACAUUUCAGACAGAAAGUAGUAGGAAAAUCUGUGUGUAUGUGUGUAUGUGUGUGUGUGUGUGUGUGUGUGUGUGUGUGUGUGUGUGUGUGUGUGUGUGUGUGUGUGUGUGUGUGUGUGUGUGUGUGUGUGUGUGUGUGUGUGUGUGUGUGUGUAUGUGUGUAUGUGUGUGUAUGUGUGUGUAUGUGUAUGUGCUUUUCCCCCCCAAGUCUAUUUGACUAAGGAGAAAAACUGAAAGUUGAAGUUGCCCCAUGGUGCUGAUCAAGGGUCAGUUUUGUGUUUUAAUUCCUAAUGGUCGAUGCUCGGACUUGGAUCUGAUGAGUAAUCUUUUGGGAUACCUCUAAUCUAAACUGCAGGGAGAACCAAUAAGAGCUAGUUUAAGGGUCUUUAAGUGGGCUAUCAGACAAGUUAUAAACAUAUGAUACGAAUCAAAGCAGAUGGCCUAUGACUUCAAGGUGAGUGCCCAUAGAAAGAUCUAGAAAUAGUAUUAAAUCAGAAUUAAGUGCUAUAUGUUGGUCAUAUUAUGCCAAUGUACCCUUGCCAAAAUUCUGAGUCUGUUUAGAGUUUGGGACUUUUGUUUACCUACCACCAAUAUGUACUUCUGAUAUGUCAGUGCCUUUUAUUAUUAGACAUCUUGUGUGGAUGUAGUUUGGUGGCUUAUUGUCAGCCUUCUUGAUAUUUUUAUCCUCAAAUGCCUUUCCACUUCCAAUAACUUUGUAGCACAUUCAUAGGUUCUAUAUAUCUGACUAUAGCUAAUAAUUUGACACACACCAUUUUUAUAUUAUGAAUUAAAGUACUGUGGAUCUUUGUAUUAAAUAUUUUGAUAUAUUUUUAUUUAUCACACUUGAAAAAAAAGCCACACUUGAUCUUUCACUUCCACAGAAGCAUACCGCAUUUACCAUCAAUCGUGUAUCUAUCUGGUUUAUGAUUACUUAAGUAAGUGUUUGUGCAUUGAAUCACACUUGUAUUUAUGUUGGUAGUUAGAGUGAGGCGGAGUACAGUAGCGAUUUGUAUUGAGUGUGGAGUGAAAGGGCACAGUAACCAAGACUGGUAUCCAAGGGACAAUAUUUUUUUUAAAGGGAACUAGGCAGAACACGGAGGAGGGACAUGGGCAUGCCACCCUCUUACUAAAACCUUCACCAAUACUGAGAAAUAAAAAAGGGAAUAGAAGUCGAAACAAAACUGUCUCCAACUCUGUGCUCUCUGGUAAAAAGGGAGGAAUGACUUUGACUUUGCUUGUUUUGAGUCUGACAUUUUCACCACUUUGCUCUGUGUGUGUGUCUUUGUUCCUGUGUGUGUGUGUGUGUGUGUGUGUGUGUCUUUGUUCCUGUGUGUGUGUGUGUGUGUGUGUGUGUGUGUGUGUGUGUGUGUGUGUGUGUGUGUGUGUGUGUGUGUGUGUGUGUGUGUGUGUGUGUGGACAUACUUAUGCUUUUUGCUACCACUUCUCACCCAUACACUCCCGCAAUUAGCCAUUGAUUUCUUUCUUUGCCUCUCUUGACAUUUCUAACCGACCUUAGGGUUUGUUUGUUAGCUUUCAUGACAUGGAUAAAGCCUCCAGAAGUCUAUUUUAAUUGAGCCCAAGUAGUAUAAUUCUAAAUAAUAUAUAAUAUAUAUGCCAUUUAGCAGACACUUUUAAACAAAGUGACUUACAGUCAUGCGUGCAUACAUUUUACAUAUGGGUAGUCCUGGGAAUCGAACACACAAUCCUGGCAUUACAAGCGCUAUGCCCUACCAACCAGGCCAUACAGGACCCAACUAAGCCAUACAGGAUAAUUAUGCUAUACAAUAUCUAAUACGAAUUGGGAGACAAAAGCCAACAACGAACAAACAAAUGAUUCAGUAAUUAACAUAAGCUUUAACAAGGAUGCAUGGAACAGAUAGAUUAAAUAUAUAUUGUUUGAACUGAACCAGUGUCUGGGCCUGUGUUUCUUUUUACAGAAAAAGUCCUUUUACCAGGCCUUCACUCUAGUAAGUACAAUUUGAAUUGUUGAGAAAAUAUUGUUUUUCUUCUUCUUUUUACUGCUUGGGGUGCAGAUGUACUAAAUAUUUGUGGGUGUGUUCGCACAUUCAAACUAUCAUCACAAGCAAAAAAAAGUUGAUAAUUCACUCGUGAUUAAAUUGCACACUCACUUUCUUUCACUGCUAUGGUAAAUGAACUAUAGUAAAUUAGCUCCAUGUGUUAUUUCCACACUGGGGAUAACGAUAUUGGAAAAAACCAAAGUGUUUUAAUUUGUUGAUCUGAGAUGUAUGUUAUUGUGUUUUUUUGCUUGUUUAUAUUUGCCUUUUUCAAUCAGUCAGUGUGCUAUUGUUUGUUUAUUUGUUAUUGUGCACAUUAACCAUAGCCAAUGUAUCAUUUUUAAACACGAUGAACAUAAUCUGUAUACAUUUGCACAAGGCACUCACUAUGUAUGUACAUAUGCAAUAUGUAUUUUGAUGUCACAUUUAUGAUUUUGUUUCAACUUUUUGUACAUGUGCCUGAGCCAGAUUUGGACUUUUUGUGAAAAUCGAUGAACAGGAGAACACUUCCAUAUCAAACUGUUUUGUCGUCUGCCUGGCUGUCUGGGUGACUUUGUGAGUGAUAUAUUAUGUAUGAUCUUUAAAGGGCUUGUCAAAAUAAGUAUUUUAGAUGCUGCAAGUGAGGCAAUAUUUCUACCAUAAUUAUGACAACCACCAAUCCCCCGCAACUAGCAUAAGUACAAUAGUAAUAUAUUUUGGUCCUUAAUUCAAGAGCCUGAUGUUAAUGUGGAGACCUAUUAGGCUUAUUAGACAGUCCAAAGUCCAUCACACUGCCAUUGGUUGGGGGGAUAGGAGGAAAGCAGCAUUGUGUGCCAACAUACCACAGGAGAGAUGAGGCCAGUGGGAAGGUAGGCCUGGCAGGUAAAUCAAGAAAGAAAAGUACAGAAAUUAAAGGAUCCAAACUUUUGUUUA